AAAGUUUCCCAGUAUUAUUACUUUAUUGUGAAAAAAAAUAUAUAAAUACAAACUUCAACCCAGUUCUGCAUUGCAUUUAUAUUUUUGCUUACACAGGUAAUUGUGGAAUGAAAAACAGAUUUAUCAAGCUUGCAUAUUCAAAUAAUUUUAGCGAAAGAAAAUUUUGUCAAAAUGGACUCAUUUAAAGACAAGACGAACACAACUCAACAGGCGAUCGACAUUAUUACGCAAUAUCCUGAAAUCUGGAAUGGCUAUGGAAAAGUAAGAAUUAUCAAAGAUUCUGGAAAGGAAAAUGUUGUCAUUAAAAAAUCUGCGGCUCCUGAUUUGUUGACGAAACAAAUAAGAAAGCAAGCUACAAUCCAUCAUCAAAAAUCGCUGAAAGAUCUUACAUACAAAGAUCUUUUUCCCUACGCUAAAGAUGAGAAGGUUACCGAGGAAGUUAUUGCACGAAUUGUUUCGAAGCUCUGCGAUUUUAUCAAAGCUUCAAACGACAGGAAAACUCCUGUCAUUAACUACGUAUCACCUGACGACCUUCAAAAAGAAAUUGAUUUUACACUGAAUGACAACGGCACCAGUCUGCAGCACAUGCUCAACGUAGCUGAUAAAAUCCUCCAGCAUUCUGUUAAAACAGGUCAUCCGCGAUUUUACAAUCAACUUUUCUCUGGACUCGAUAUGACAUGUUUGAUGGGACAAUGGAUUAGCACAACCACCAACACCUUGAUGUUUACCUAUGAAGUUGGACCGGUUUACAUUAUGAUGGAGAAGUACGUACUCGACAAAAUGAGAGAAUAUAUUGGUUUUCAUAAUGGAGAUGGACAAAUCUUUCCAGGAGGAUCUAUCUCUAACAUGCAAGCAAUGAGUAUUGCUCGCUUUAAGUACUUUCCAGACUUAAAAGAAGAAGGGUUACAAGCAGGUCCGAAACUAGUUGCUUUCGUUUCGGAAGAAGCUCAUUAUUCCACCAACAAAGCAGCUGCUACUUUAGGCAUCGGGACAAAAAAUCUGAAAAAAAUUACCACCGAUAAGAAUGGUAAAAUGAUGGUAUCUGACCUUAUCGACCAAAUAGAAGCAGCCAUUGCACGUGGCGAAAAACCAUUUUAUGUAUGCGCUACGGCUGGAACAACCGUGAAAGGCGUUUUUGAUCCAAUUAAUGACAUAGCUGAUGUCUGUGAAAAAUAUGACAUGUGGCUACAUGUAGAUGGGGCAUGGGGUGGAGCUUCGUUGCUUUCACGAACGUACAAACACCUGCUGGCGGGUGUUGAGAGAGCAAACUCAAUGACAUGGAAUCCACACAAACUUAUGGGAUGUUUGUUCCAAUGCUCAAUGCUUUUCACACGCGACAAAGACAUUCUUACAAAAUGCAAUCGAGAAAGUGUACAAGGUGCAUCAUAUCUCUUUCAAAAAGAUAAGCGAUUGUACAAUUCUCGAGAAUGGGAUCAGGGAGACAAAACCAUCCAAUGCGGACGUAAUGUAGACAUUUUGAAAUUAUGGAUGAUGUGGAAAGCGAAAGGUAAUCGAGGCAUGGAAGAACAAAUCGAUCGUGCUUAUGACAAUUCUCGAUAUUUAGCAAAAAAAAUACGAGAAAGAGAAGGGUUUGAGUUGAUCCAAGAACCUGAAUGCACCAACGUUUGCUUCAACUAUGUGCCGCCAAGUAUUAGAGCAAUGCCUCAUGGUCCUGAAAGAGAUGCAUUGCAACAUAACAUUCCUCCAAUCAUAAAAGAAAGAAUGACCAGGAAUGGAAGCAUGAUGAUUGGUUACCAGCCGUUAAAACAACACGUCAACUUUUGGCGUAUGACGGUCAUAAACCCGGCAGUGACGUAUAAAGAUAUGGAGUUUGUUGUAGAUGAGAUUGAACGUUUAGGAAAAGAUUUGUAGAGUAAUUAUUUGUAUAUAUUUGUGCAUAAGUUAUAUUUAUAAACAGAAAUACUAAUGCUUAAUUUGUAAAAUUCUAGUCAAACUAAAAAAAAGAAAAAAAGAAACUACUUACGUAAAAAGAACAA
Molecule: messenger RNA, 1997 nt
Organism: Hydractinia symbiolongicarpus
Lineage: Eukaryota; Metazoa; Cnidaria; Hydrozoa; Anthoathecata; Hydractiniidae
Product: cysteine sulfinic acid decarboxylase-like
Exons: 7
Coding region: 172-1872 (566 amino acids)
Biological process (GO): carboxylic acid metabolic process
Cellular component (GO): cytoplasm
Molecular function (GO): carboxy-lyase activity; pyridoxal phosphate binding
Source: RefSeq, a predicted model, not a curated record